Messenger RNA from Larimichthys crocea (large yellow croaker), 891 nucleotides. RefSeq names its product interleukin-8-like. Gene Ontology annotation, biological process: defense response; chemotaxis; immune response. The record is from RefSeq and is marked provisional. Gene Ontology annotation, molecular function: chemokine activity. Lineage: Eukaryota; Metazoa; Chordata; Actinopteri; Sciaenidae. Gene Ontology annotation, cellular component: extracellular region.
GGGAGAGCUGAGCUUAAUGUGAAUGUCUGCGCUCUGCUGACUGACACUAAUCUCAGAAAUUACUGUCUAUUGUAGCGGCGACUUCAGCUGUAGAGCAUGUCUAUCAUUACUAUCGUGGCACUCCUGGUUUUCCUGACAAUCCCUGAGGGUAGCAGUCUGGGAGAUCAAACACUGCUUCUGCGAUGUCAGUGCAUCACCAAGGAGAAAAAACCCAUCGGACGUUACAUAGGACAAGUGGAGGUGAUUCCUGCCAGCUCCCACUGCAACGAGAUUGAGAUUAUUGCCACUCUUAAAAAGGAUGGGCGAAGGAUAUGUCUGGACCCUAACGCCCGCUGGGUCAGAAGAGUGCUAAAGAAAAAAAUGGUUCAGCAGGCACCGUGAGAAACAAACUUUCCCAGAUUUGGCACAGAUGGAAAGAAGUUCCAUUCAGAGACCCACGUUCAUCACUACUGAUUCAAAGUUCAAGGUGGAGGAACGGCUUAAUGGAUAAUGAAUUGAUCAAGGUUAUGUACAUUUUCAUCCAAAAAUAAGACAUUGAUUUUGAAUUAAUUGUGAGAUUGCUUACAAGAAAUAUCUCGGUGUCACUCUCAGUCAUUCUCUUUUGAGAUUUCUCAUCAGUCAGUAGUGUAAGUGGAAGAGUAAAGCGACAUAAUUCAUGGUUUAAAUCCAUGAUUUUUAAAAAUCUUUGUGAAUGUAAUAUGCUACACAUCCAGUUAGGCUCUUUUGUGUAAGUCACAUCAAACAUAAUGCUAAAAAUCCUGAUGUAAAGUUUCAUUUGAUCUUACCUAUAACUAUCCAACAUAACAUUUGCAGAAUGGAGCUCAUUUUCUCUGACCUGCUCUCUUAAAAGGGCACAAACUCAAUUAAAAUAAAUGAAACUGUCUUCCUAAA